Messenger RNA from Drosophila grimshawi, 1072 nucleotides. RefSeq names its product heterogeneous nuclear ribonucleoprotein 87F. Bases 53 to 1000 code for a protein of 315 amino acids. The transcript has a single exon. The record is from RefSeq and is a predicted model, not a curated record. Lineage: Eukaryota; Metazoa; Arthropoda; Insecta; Diptera; Drosophilidae.
GUGUUCGUUGUUCUUAGCGCAUGGGCGCUGUUUUGUCAAUAUCAAAGCGAUCAUGACGCGAACACAACUACAAGUGCCAAUGGCAUUGACAAAGUGCCUAUUGCUUUUAAUUUUAUUCUGUUCCCGCACGUCUUACGCACAAUUCGCAACUGCAACCUCAUCGGCAUCCUCGGGCGAUUACGACGACUUCGGUGGCUGGCAGCAACAGCAAAAUGGUGGCGGGGUUGGCUGGCAAACUAACGGCAUAAGCGGAGCUAGACCUGGCAUGAGACCACAGCAACCAAUGCCUUGGAAUGGUGGCGGCGACGGUGGUUGGACUGAAGGUGGCGGCGGUGGAUGGAAUGGAGGUGGAGGUGGAUUCGGUGGUUGGAAUGGAGGUGGCGGCGGUGGUUGGAAUGGAGGCGGCGGUGGUUGGAAUGGAGGCGGCGGCGGCAGGGGAGGUAGUCGACGCCGAACUUCUGGUUGGGGCGGUGGUAGACGAAAUCAUCCCAGACGGGGUGGUUGGGGAGGCGGUAGACAACCGCCACCUGGCUGGGGUGCUGGAGGACCCUGGGGAGGCAGCUCAUAUCCACCAGGAUGGAACAAUAACAAUGGAUCACCACCACCCGGCUGGGGAAAUAUGAACGGACAACAACCACCAAAUGGAUGGGGAAAUGGAAACGGGCAACAACCACCGAAUAGAUGGAUUGAUGGAAACGGACAACAACCGGGAAAUGUAAACUUUCAAGGCCCACCGGAUGGAUGGGGUAUUGAACCUCAGCCCGGCGGGGACAAUAACAAUGGAUCUUUCCAACCACCCCCCAGAAAUGGCAAUGGAAAUUCUAAUUCUACUGCUCCACCGCCACCCACACAACCCACCGAAAAUACGCUGGUUGUUGGUAAAAAUCGACCACCUCUGAUCAUUUCACCCACUCCGCCGCCUAAGCCCGACAAUACAAACCUUCCACUAGUUGAACCUACGACUCCCAAUCCCCCACAAAUCGAUGUGCGCAUACUUUGAUCGAUUAGAUAACUAAACAUUAUGUCUGUUGUAUAUACUAUAGGUAACUUUAAUAAAUAACAUAAAUAUUUA